CUCUCUCUCUCUCUCUCUGUCUCUCUCUCUCUGUGUCCAUUGUUCGUUUUUGCCCGUUUCGCCUCUGCAGUAACAGCAGCAGCUCGCCUUGGUCCUUCUUCUUCUUCUUCUUCUUCUUCUUCUUCUUCGCUAGGGUAUAUCGGUUCGGCUAUCCUCUUCCAUCUGCAGCUCCGCGCUCGUGUGAAUGUGUGUGUGUACGUGUACAGCUCCUCCGUUAGAGAGAGGAGAUGUCGUCUGGCGCGCGCUGCAUAGCCGGAGACGGAACUCUCCUCCUGCCCACUGUACACUUUCAGCUAUAUACACGGCGGGAGAGAGAGAGGAGCAUAGCUAUAGCGGGCCGAGCGCGCGGUUCGCUCCUUCAGUCGGCGCGCGACUCCUCCGGAGAACGUACACGCCGCCUCGCGGUACCAGGCCCACGCGCCAGCGCACGUUUCUAUAUUCUCUAUACAGCUAUACCUGAGCAGAGUAAUUUUUUUCUCUUCGCCGUUGCAGCAGCCGAGAUAACGCACACGUGCCUUCGAAUUACCCGCGACUGUGAUAACAAUAAAAGUGCGCGUUGGACUCUACUCCGAUUUGCAAAUAACGCGUUUGAUAAAUCGCUCGACCCCCGGCCCGCGACGAACAGCGUUAGUCCAUUAAUGUAAUUAGGCGCGCGCGAAAAAUUGGCCGAUCGGUUUCAAUUAAAAUUGCUCGGAGAGGCGCUAUAGAAGUAUACAGUGUGGAUCGGUGUGCGCGUGCAUUAAUCAGGACGAGUAUAUAGAAUAGAGAGAGUGAGAGAAGGAGAGAAAAAAAUGCGCCUCAGCAACACGGCUGGCAAUUAGCGCAGUGGGGAAAAGGGUGUAUAUGUACACUCGCACACGACGAUCGGUAUCUCGGUCGAGGACCUUCUCGCCAGGACGACGGAGCUAGGACUGCACCGCACGCUAUCUAUACGGCCGAAGAUGAGGAAGCAGCCAGCUGGCGAACAGCGAAAGCGAAGGUGCGCAGAGUGUUCAGCGUCGAUUACUCCGGAUAACUGAGAUCGGUUGGGAUUUCACGCCGAUCGUCUCUCGCAACACGAUGAAAAAAUCGGUUCGUAAUCCAGCAGCAGCUAAAGACUCAUCGUCAUCGUCGUCAGCUUGAUUAAACGACAGCGAAGCUAGAAAGAAAGAGAGCGAGAGAAGCGAGAAUGAAGCUAAGCCCGAUAAUCCUUUCGGCGGCGGUGGCGGCUUCGGGCCAGUACCUGCAGACGGCCUCGGGUUCCCGUCGGCUGGACCGACCGGCCAACAACCACCAGCAGCGUCACCAGCAUCACCAACCGGCCGAGCUGUCGACUGAGUACUUCCUGAUCCCGGCGCUGGAUCGGGUGAAGCAGCAACAGGAACCGGCGAGCACCGCCAGUGUCGUCAGCGUACCGGCGUCUGGUACCAGAGGACACCAGCGACCUGGUCCAGCGAUCGUCACUUCGGCUGAUGACCCGAGGAUCGGACCUGCACCUCAUCAGCCGCUGCUCAGGCAGCAGUCUUGGGCUCUGCCACUGGCCGCGCUCAGCGCUGUCGCGAUGCUCAUCAUGGCCGGUUUCGAGGUUUUCGUGCUGCUGAAGGCGAGAGCAGCAGCGCCUAGCAGACGGCAUCUGUUCCUCGGGCAAGCUCUGCUCCUGGGGCUCUUCCUCCUGGCUGGUUUAUCAGCCGCGGCCUCGCUCACGGCCAACCCGAUCUCCUGCACGGCCUUCCGUCUGGUCGGACUUCCGGCGGCACUGGUCUUUGCCGCUUUGCUCGUCAAGUGCGUCUUUCUGCUGUCCCUCAAUAGCGGCGUCUAUCUGCCAGCUCCUUAUCAGGCGCUGGUCCUCGUGUUCGCGGUGCUGGUGCAAGUGGCGAUCGUCGGGCAGUGGCUGUACGGGGAACCCCCGGCGGUGCACCAGCCGCUGAAGCUGAGGCUCGAUCGCUCGCCCGCGAUAAGCUCCUGCAAGACGCCGAUCGGACAGACCGUCGCGUCCCUCGGGUACCCGGGAGCACUACUGGUAGCGGUGACCUUCCUGGCGAUUCGAGCGCGCGGAGUGCGAGACAACUACCGCGAGUCGGCGUUCAUCGGUCUAGCCGUCGGUCUGGCCUUGCCGAUCUGGCUGACGAGUGCGAUCGGCUCGAUCGUCGCGCCCGAAUCGGAACGCGAAGCCUGGCUGGCUUUUGGACUCCUGGCCACGGCCAUCCUCGUUUUCCUCGCCAUGUUCGUGCCCAAAGGAAGACAGCUGGCGGCACUGGGUCGAGAGGGGACCAACGGUGUCGUCGCCGCGGCGACGAUGAGAGCCGAGCGCGAGGAGAGACUGAGCUCGCUACCGGGCAGUGGAUACUCGCCCUCGUUCUUCCACUUCAAACCGGCCGAGUCGAGCCUCAAGAGGAAGAUGCACUACCACAGCGCUGAUCGCGUAGCGCUCGUCUCCUCGGGGAUACCAGGCUGCAAUGCCUGCAGACACGGUGGCAGUCCUGUCUACUCGGAAGGCACGUCUGCCUCCAACUUCGAACACAUGCCAUAUAUUCACGGACCAAUGGAGACAUUCGUCCUGCCGCCAGGAAUGUAUCUAAGGCCAGAAGACACAGGGAACCUGUACACAACCCUCUCUGCAAAUCCUAACGUAUUCUUCCAGAGAGCUCACCCGGGAAUGAUGUACUGACUGCAGUAGCCGAUAUGCGCGCAUUACUUUAAUUAAGAAUUUACUCAUAGUCCUUACACUUACGAUUGUAAAUAGUACUCUCUCAUACACGCGUGUAAUAUACAUCUAUAUAAGCAUAAUGUUUCAUCCUACAAUCAUAUAAGUCGACGCGUACGAUUCAAGUUUUAUACAAUGAAAUGUGUACUUCUACAUAAUAAAAAUGUGAAAGAAU
This is a messenger RNA of Nasonia vitripennis (jewel wasp), 2858 nucleotides long. Its product is annotated as metabotropic glutamate receptor 8. The transcript has 6 exons. Bases 1169 to 2647 code for a protein of 492 amino acids. Gene Ontology annotation, cellular component: membrane. Gene Ontology annotation, molecular function: group II metabotropic glutamate receptor activity. Gene Ontology annotation, biological process: regulation of synaptic transmission, glutamatergic; G protein-coupled glutamate receptor signaling pathway. NCBI's taxonomy places the organism in Eukaryota, Metazoa, Arthropoda, Insecta, Hymenoptera, Pteromalidae. The record is from RefSeq and is a predicted model, not a curated record.